AUGGUGAAGGCUGAAGAUUUAAGCAAGGCAUUCAGCACCGAGCGUCGAGGAACCCGACGCGGCGGCAAUGGUCGUGGACGCGGGGCGAACAAUGUCCAGUGGGGACAAUAUCGUGAUGAAUACAGCGACUACGAUCAAGCAGCGUUUGCAGCUUCGCUAGAGUGUGGACUCUCAGCGAAGAAGGACGUGUCCGGAAUGAGGGCCGUCGACAGUGGUGCAACACACCACAUAUGCCACGACAAGACUAAGUUGGCAAGAGUGAACAAGCGCAACGACGGUGAAAUCUUGGUGGCGGAUGGCAACAAAGUGGCCAUUAAGGGUGUUGGAACCAUCUUUGAAAAGGUGGUUCUGCCCGACGGUGAAGAGCACGAGAUCGAGAUCAAGAACGUCCUUUACGUGCCAAGCACGAGCAAAAAUCUACUUUCGGUACCGCAGAUCAACAAGCACGGCAAGUUUCAAGUCGUGUUCGACGGGACCAAGAUGUUUGUCGCUCGCAAAGGAUCGCAACAAGUGGUGGCAACAGCAGAUCUUGUGGAUGGCCUUUACUGGAUUCACACAGCUCAUCGAUCGGCCAAUGCGACAACAAACGGAUGCAACGGUGUCGACUUACAUGCGCGGAUGGUACACGCUCCAGCUGAUGUGCUUCGCAAAAUGGUGGUCACGAACAUGAUCAAGGAUGUGAAGGUACCUCUCACUUCAAGUGGAUCAACCGCAUGCCGAGGAUGUCAACAAGGGAAAAUGGUCCAAAAACCAUUCCAACGCAACCAGGACAAGCGCAGAUACGACACCUUCGAGCUACUUCACGUCGACAUCUGCGGACCCAUGGAGAUGAAUUCUCUGGGUGGCAGCAAAUAUCUACUGCUGAUCGUUGACGAAGCCAGUAGACGUAUGAUGGGCUUCUGUCUACGUGUGAAGUCGGAGAGUGAAAACUGCAUCACCCGAUACAUCAAGAUGGUGCAAGCGCAGUAUGGCAAGAAGGUCAAGCUCGUCUGA
Messenger RNA from Peronospora matthiolae, 993 nucleotides. NCBI's taxonomy places the organism in Eukaryota, Oomycota, Peronosporomycetes, Peronosporales, Peronosporaceae. The record is from the annotation of a GenBank genome assembly.